Messenger RNA from Drosophila gunungcola (fruit fly), 3771 nucleotides. RefSeq names its product transcription factor IIIB 90 kDa subunit (gene Brf). Gene Ontology annotation, molecular function: TBP-class protein binding; RNA polymerase III general transcription initiation factor activity; RNA polymerase III type 3 promoter sequence-specific DNA binding. Gene Ontology annotation, biological process: transcription preinitiation complex assembly; transcription by RNA polymerase III; DNA-templated transcription initiation. Gene Ontology annotation, cellular component: transcription factor TFIIIB complex; transcription preinitiation complex; nucleus. The record is from RefSeq and is a predicted model, not a curated record. The transcript is spliced from 7 exons. Lineage: Eukaryota; Metazoa; Arthropoda; Insecta; Diptera; Drosophilidae. Bases 206 to 2206 code for a protein of 666 amino acids.
CUCCAGACAGUCAGCUGUUCCCCAAGCGUGUUGAUUUCAAUUGGCAACAAAUUGCAUAUUGUUUAAACAAAACGAGAAAAAUGCUCUUAAUUGACUGUCAACAAGUGGUUUAACCGUUUCUUCCACUAGUUUAAAAACGAAGCCUGACUGCUGGUAUUGUAAAAGUAAAGGAAAGCGAAUUAAAGUAUAGCAAAAGCCAACGAUCAUGUCGACGGGUCUAAAAUGUCGCAAUUGCGGAUCCAACGAGAUCGAGGAAGACAAUGCUCGCGGAGAUCGGGUCUGCAUGAACUGCGGUUCCGUGCUGGAGGAUUCCCUCAUUGUUUCCGAAGUUCAGUUCGAGGAAGUGGGCCAUGGAGCAGCUGCAAUUGGCCAGUUUGUGUCCGCCGAAUCCUCGGGUGGAGCCACAAAUUAUGGCUACGGCAAGUUCCAGGUGGGAUCCGGCACCGAGUCCCGGGAGGUAACCAUCAAGAAAGCCAAAAAGGACAUCACCCUGCUCUGCCAGCAGCUGCAACUAUCCCAGCACUACGCGGAUACGGCCCUCAAUUUCUUCAAGAUGGCAUUGAGCAGGCAUCUGACCCGCGGCAGGAAGAGCACCCACAUUUACGCCGCCUGCGUGUACAUGACCUGCAGGACGGAGGGCACUUCUCAUCUCCUCAUCGACAUUAGCGACGUUCAGCAAAUAUGCUCCUAUGAGCUGGGCCGCACCUACUUGAAGUUAUCGCACGCCCUUUGUAUCAACAUACCGUCUGUGGACCCGUGUUUGUACAUCAUGCGUUUUGCCAAUCGCCUGCAGUUGGGCGCCAAAACGCAUGAGGUUUCGAUGACGGCCCUGAGGAUUGUGCAGCGCAUGAAGAAGGAUUGCAUGCACUCGGGACGACGACCCACCGGCCUCUGUGGAGCAGCUCUGCUGAUUGCGGCCCGCAUGCACGAUUUCAGUCGCACAAUGCUAGACGUGAUCGGUGUGGUCAAGAUCCACGAGUCAACGCUCCGCAAGCGUCUCUCCGAGUUCGCCGAGACGCCCUCGGGUGGACUGACUUUGGAGGAGUUCAUGACGGUCGAUUUGGAGCGCGAACAGGAUCCACCUUCGUUUAAGGCAGCGCGCAAAAAGGAUCGCGAGAGGAUCAAAGAUAUGGGCGAACAUGAGCUUACGGAGCUGCAGAAGGAGAUUGACGCUCAUCUGGAAAAGGACCUGGGCAAGUACUCCAGCUCCGUGUUCCGCCAGCUGGCGAAGGGAAAGUGCGCCACCUCGGGCAGCUCCCCAAGCACUCCCACGAGCACCUCUGAAAAGGAUCUCGAACUGGAGGAGUCACGCCAGUUUAUCGAACAAUCCAAUGCACAGGUCAUCAAGGAGCUGAUAGCCAAGAACGAGGAUGUGAAGAAGGCCGAACCCGGUGGCUUGGUGGCUGGCAUCGAAGGCCUCCGUCCGGACAUCGAGGCCAUGUGUAGGGUGACCCAGAGCGAUCUGGAGGACGUGGAGAAGGCCAAACAGCCCCAGGAGCAGGAACUCAUCACCGACGAUCUGAACGACGACGAGCUGGACCAGUAUGUGCUGACCGAAGAGGAAGCGGUGGCCAAGCUGGAAAUGUGGAAGAACCUCAACGCCGAGUAUCUGCGGGAGCAGAAGGAGCGCGACGAGCGGCUGGCCAAGGAGCGUGAGGAGGGCAAGCCGGAGCGAAAGAAGCGCAAGCCGCGCAAAAAGGUCAUCGGCCCCUCGUCCACCGCCGGCGAAGCCAUCGAGAAGAUGCUGCAGGAGAAGAAGAUCUCCAGCAAGAUCAACUACGAGAUACUCAAGACCCUGACCGAGGGCAUUGGCGGGCUGACGGACGACUCGGCUGGAACCAGUGCGGACACCAAACCGAGCACUCUGGAGGAGUUGAAGCAGCAGCCCGUGAUUGUGGAGGAAGGACCCAUUGCUCCCAAGAGCAGGGGCUCCAGGCCAGCCUACGACCUGCCCGGGCCAAGUAGGAAGCGCCCCAAGCUGGAGGUGGGUCUGCCUGUCAGCCAGGCAGCGGAUGAGGAGCAGCCAGAUACCAAGCCCGCUGUGCUGGUAGAAGCAGAUGACGUGGACGAAGACGUGGAGGCGGAAGCCGAAGAGGCUGAUGCCGAGCCCGAGGCAGAACCGGAGGCCACUCUGCAGGACAUGCUCAACACGGGCGGGGACGACGAUGAGUUCGGCUAUGGCUUCGACGAGGAGGAGGAAUACUAGGCCUAGACUCGCAUUUAGCGUUUAAAACAUUUUAGUAUAUAUAGUACACACCGACUUUAUAGUACCCAACCUACUCGUAAUACAAUUAAACUAAGCAUUAAGGCCCGUGCACGUGUUGCCGCCCAGCGCGUUAGCAGGGAAGGUCAUUAAAUCAUGGCCUCCUCCUCGCAGCCAUUUACAUGUUUAAGCCAUGUCGGCGCGAGCACUCCCGUACACUCCGGAGUCCGGACUGGUACUUGUAGCUAUGUAGCUUCUAAUUGUUGGCUCUGCCGUGGCGCGCCUCCAAGUGCUGCAAAUAAAUAUUUCACUCUUAAUCAUGUUUUGCACUCUGUUUUGCUUGCCUUUCUCCGGCACUGCAGGCGGCCACCAGCUCAGUUCAGCUUCUGCUUCUGCUUCUGCUUCGGCUUCGGCUUCAAUUCAGUUGUUGGCCCGGCCAGGAACUUGGCCCGGCUCCACGGCCGUUGCGUUGAGUGGCAAGUGCCCGGCAAUGAGCUGUUGAGUCUGCCGAGCACUUGUCUCUGCGAUUUUAUAGUUAUUAUGUUGUAAUUAGUGUUAAUUUACUUGCCUCCGGUUCAGCAAGUCAGCUUCAGCGCUCCCAUAAACUAUGCUACACCUUGGGGCAGCUAACGAUAUUCGAAUUGUUAGUAAUUUCUAUUCCGAACAAAUUAGCUAAUUGGCUAGGCUCUAUGAUUAAGUUGUCGUCUAAUAACUAUAAGCUAAUUAAUUGCUUAAUAAAUAUUUUAAACUUAUCAGUAAAAACUUAAACUUUUGGAUUAAUUGCCACAUCCCUAUAUAACAUAGUGUGUCUAAUAGCCCUUAAGAACCAUAAAGUAUUUAAUUGGCAGUUCUCAGAUCCCGGCAUUUUUAUUCACCGAACUAAUAAUGAAACAGAAAAAAUCAGACAAUUAUCGAAUACAUUUCCUUCAUUAAGCAUAGUUAACUUUCGAUUUAAACUUUUCUCACACUCCAACUAAAUGAUUGCAACUUUUCUGUUCGUGGAACCUGUAAUUCGUUUCACUUUUCAACAAAUUUAUGUCGGAAGCAAAGUUGAGAGCAAGCCGGCUUUCCCCGUUCGCCAAAUGGCUGCCGAACCAAGCUGAAGUUAACUGCACUUAAUGCCCAUUCGCUAAUUUGCAUAAGCCCACAGUGAGGGCCCCAAGGAUAAUUAUUAAUAAAAUGCACACGAACCGCUCGAGAAUCCAGGGCGUGGCCCUGGCCAUUUCCCGGGGCAGGCUUUGCUGGCCAAGUUGCAACGAUAAUGUGAACUGUAGGCACAUGUAAAUCCCCAAGCAAAUGUGACAGUAAAAUGGCAAUUAGUAGACAUCUUGACUUGACCAGCCACUUGGAAGUUUCCUGGUCAGUGCGACUAAUUUAUGCGCAGCCAGCUGGGAACUGUUCGGAGCAAGGUGGAGGUGCUCCUAGUCCAUCCAUGGCACGCCUCUUGAUGUGGAUAAUCGCCCGAUUAAGCACAUUAAUCCCCAAUGACCGACCUUUAAUGCUGCUUAACACGCAUUCUCCUAUAGGUUUUUAGUGGUGCUCACUUUUUUUGCCAGGUAUUACGAAAG